Molecule: messenger RNA, 378 nt
Organism: Saccharomycopsis crataegensis
Lineage: Eukaryota; Fungi; Ascomycota; Saccharomycetes; Ascoideales; Saccharomycopsidaceae
Exons: 1
Coding region: 1-378 (125 amino acids)
Source: RefSeq, a predicted model, not a curated record
AUGUCCUCGGUUGAUGAGCAUACCAGACUUAUUUCACCUAGGGCUAGUAGCUCUGCUUCCUCGGGUACCUCACCUAAAGGGAUCAUCAAGAAGAGCCAAUUGCGUUCCAUAGAUAAUAAAAGGGUCCACUUCCUGGUUGAAGAGAAAUUAUUGGGCUUUAGUAUGGGUUAUGAUGCAACAGCAAUCCCACAAGUUAGAACCUUCCAGCAGAUCAUUGCUGAUAGAAUGAAAGUCAAGAAACUUCGUCGUGAGGAUAAAUACUUGAUGUAUGAAAACGAUCCCGAUUUUGAAGAAUUGGAGACAUUGACCAGCAAAAUAACCAAGUUGAACCAACAGUUGAUAAAGGAUACUGAAGUUGAGAAUGACGGAAACCGCUAA